CAGGGACAGACAACAAGCCUCCGCUGUGUGCGCACUGUGGAAAAGUCACUUGGUGGACGAAGCGGAGUACACAGCCAACACAGAGAUUUCAAACAUUAGCGUAUAAUACUUUUCUUGUGUUUCAUGGAAGUAUCCGGUAUUAUUCCGUCUCUGAGUCCGUUAUUUUAUGUAGGAGACAGCGGCGUGCUGUACCGUUAGUAGAAGUCGGUGAAAAAUCGACCACUGUCACUUUUGAUUCAUGGGCUCAACACGGACUUCAGCUAAAAACACUUCUGUCAAGAGUCUGACGAGAGAUUGACUUCAUUCAUUGAAUAUCCAGAUUUGGGGGACACGAAGUUAUCUUUGGACAGCAUGGGCUUCCUGAAGAUAGUGCUGUUUAUCUUCAAGGUUGUUUUACUGACCGACUGCGCAAGAGGUCCUCCGAGGGUGUCUGAGAAUGUCUCUCACAGACAGAUGGCUCGGCUCGGGAGCGACAUCAAGCUGCCCUGCCCGGUGGAAGGAGACCCUCCGCCCCUCAUAAUGUGGACCAAAGAUGGGCGCAACAUCCACAGCGGCUGGAUCCGUUUCCGUAUCCUCCGCAUGGGCCUGAAGAUCAAGGAGGUGGAGGCGGACGACACGGGGACCUACAUCUGCAAAGCCACCAACGGCUUCGGGAGCGUUAACAUCAACUACACCCUUAUCGUCAUCGAUGACUCGGGUUCUGAUAAAAGUGGACCUGGUGCAGCUGAUGGAGCCGAGUCUAACCUGGGUACUGAUGGCUUGGCAGAAAAGCUUGUGCGUCCCCGCUUCUCUCAGCCUGCUAAAAUGAGAAAACGCGUGAUAGCUCGACCCGUCGGCAGCUCGGUGCGGCUCAAAUGCACGGCCAAUGGAAACCCUCGACCGGACAUCGUGUGGCUGAAGGACGACAGGCCGCUGACGGAGCAGGAGGUCGGAGAAGGCCGCCAGAAGAAGUGGACUCUAAGUCUGAAAAACUUGACACCGGAGCACAGCGGCAAAUACACCUGCAGGGUCUCCAAUCGGGCCGGAGAAAUCAACGCCACGUAUAAAGUCGAGGUCAUACAGAGGACCAACUCCAAGCCUAUUUUGACCGGCACUCACCCGGUCAACACGACGGUAGACUACGGAGGCACCACGUCGUUCCAGUGCAAAGUGAGGAGCGACGUGAAGCCGGUUAUUCAGUGGCUCAAACGCGUGGAAUCGCACGAGGAGAGUCGCUACAACUCCACCAUCGAGGUGGGGGACCACCGGUUCGUGGUGCUGCCCAUGGGGGAGGUGUGGUCGCGACCCGACGGCUCCUACCUCAACAAGCUGCUCAUUACUCGUGCCAAGGAGGAGGACGCUGGCAUGUACAUCUGCUUAGGCGCCAACACCAUGGGCUACAGCUUCCGCAGCGCCUUCCUCACUGUGCUGCCAGACACGAAGCCUCCCAUCAUGCCUAUGUUCUCGCCGACCUCCAGCUCCCUCCCCUGGCCCGUCAUCAUCGGCAUCCCUGCUGGAAUAGUGUUCAUCUUUGGCACCGUGCUGCUGUGGUUCUGCCAGAGCAGAAAGCACUGCCCCCCUCCCUCGGCUGCAGCUGCUCCUGCACAGGUCCUGCAGCAGGGCUCCCACCGGCUGCCGUACCGAGAGAGGGAGCGGGGGUGCGUGGCUGCCUCCUCCAGCUCCUCCAGCCCAGAGAAAGACUGCAUGAGCUCCAUGAACUAUGAGGAGUACCUGGCGCAGCAGCAGCUCCUCCUCGCACAGGGAGGAACGACAAUCCCCCCUAAAAUCUACCCCAAAAUCUACACUGACAUUCACACACACACCCACUCCCACGUGGACGGGAAAGUACAUCAGCAUCAACACAUUCAUUUUCAGUGUUAGCCUCGGUGCCAAAGAGGGACAAUGAGCUCUGGGACUGAACAGCGGCUCCCUAACACUUGGCAUUACUCUUUAAAGACUCUUCACGUAGCUGGAGAGUGUGCAUGUGCGCGAAAAAACAGUGGCCAGUGACACAUACUUUGUGUUUUUACAUCCAAACUUCCAUAUUUGGUGCUUAUUUGUGACCUGUCAGAUUCUCACACCACUAAAAAUCCAUGAACCCUUGUUGUGCACUUAAUACAAAAAGGACAAGGACGUUUUUUGCGUGUGAGUUUAACCGCAGCUAUUCACACCAGCUGAAAAGUGUUCUUACUUGAGGUGUAGCUGAAAAUGGAGGUGAGGUUUUACUUUUCACUGAUUCAGCUGUUGGAGCGCAGUAGGUUCUGCCUGGUAAAGAAGAUGAUAAUGGUACUCAAGAUUUACAAAAGGGCUGGUUUUGUGCCCUACUCAGGUAGUCCUUUUGUUUUUUAAAGAUGCAUAAUGUUUCUUAAGCUGACCACUAUCCUUUUUAUUACCUUUCUUCAUCCCUUAUGUUAUCCUCUGGUAAGUGAUAGUCGACUGGUGAGUUUUUAAUGGCACGCAAACCUUAGCUCGGACUUGAAGGGAUGGAAUAAUUGUGAUUCCAUGUUAACUAAAUCGGUCUUCGUUAUCAUUUCAUCUUUUUAUUCUGUUAAUGGCAUCUAGCAUGUUGACACAAACCACCUUCUCCACCCAGUGUAUGAAGCUUUAGUCAUUUUAUAAUCAAUUUGAGUCAUGAAUAUUUAAUUUAUUUUGCUAAAAAAAAAUGUAUCAAAGUUUAUUUUUCAGAAUAAGGCGUUUUACAUAUGUAAUGUUAUUAAAGUAUACUGUUGUGUAUAGUACAUUUGAGUCUCCCUGUUUAAUCUCAUUUAUUCAUGCCAAUAUUUAAAUGUUUCUGUAUGUUAUUGGUUGUAUUUGACAAUCUUAUGUAUUAUGUUCAAAAACGAAAUCGUAUAAAAAAGUUUGAUGGUUUAAUUAA
Gymnodraco acuticeps is the source of this 2854-nucleotide messenger RNA. Its product is annotated as fibroblast growth factor receptor-like 1. The transcript is spliced from 7 exons. The coding region runs from base 352 to 1860 and encodes 502 amino acids. NCBI's taxonomy places the organism in Eukaryota, Metazoa, Chordata, Actinopteri, Perciformes, Bathydraconidae. The record is from RefSeq and is a predicted model, not a curated record. Gene Ontology annotation, cellular component: plasma membrane. Gene Ontology annotation, molecular function: fibroblast growth factor binding; fibroblast growth factor receptor activity.